Cannabis sativa is the source of this 507-nucleotide messenger RNA. Its product is annotated as secreted RxLR effector protein 161-like. The record is from RefSeq and is a predicted model, not a curated record. Bases 1 to 507 code for a protein of 168 amino acids. NCBI's taxonomy places the organism in Eukaryota, Viridiplantae, Streptophyta, Magnoliopsida, Rosales, Cannabaceae. The transcript has a single exon.
AUGAAGUUCAAGAUGCAUGAUGCCAAACUAGUUGUAACUCCCUUAGCUCAACACGUCAAGCUUACUAAAGAUCAAGCACCCCAGACUGAAGAUGAAAGGAGACACAUGGAUAGCAUACCAUAUGCUGACUGUGUAGGAUGUCUGAUGUAUGUCAUGGUCUGCACAAGGCUUGACUUGGCCUAUGCUAUGAGCAUUAUCAGCAGGUUUAUUACUGAUCCUGGACCUAAGCACUGGGAUGUUGUUAAAUGGGUAAUGAUGUAUGUUAUAGGGUCUUUGAACCUUGGCCUAGUCUACAAAGAAGAUGAGAAAAGAUGCCGUGAAGUGGAGGGCUUUGUUGAAUCAGACUAUGCUGGAUGCAUAGAUACAAGAAGAUUACUUACAGGCUACAUUUUCACAGCUCUAGGUGGAUGCAUCCGCUGGAAAUCCAACCUUCAAAGUGUUGUAGCCUUGUCAUCUACAGAGGCUGAGUAUAUGGCUGCAAUUGAAGCCAUAAAAGAAGCAAUCUAG